Messenger RNA from Poecilia latipinna (sailfin molly), 1604 nucleotides. RefSeq names its product myelin protein zero-like protein 2. The record is from RefSeq and is a predicted model, not a curated record. NCBI's taxonomy places the organism in Eukaryota, Metazoa, Chordata, Actinopteri, Cyprinodontiformes, Poeciliidae. The transcript is spliced from 5 exons. The coding region runs from base 79 to 744 and encodes 221 amino acids.
CACUUCCCUUUCUUAUCGCCUCCUCUGCGUCUACAUUUGCAGCAGAUGAUAAAGUGACAGUCUGGUUCUUUCUGUCAGAUGGUCAACAUGUUCAAUCUGAAGCAAGCAUCUCUACUCUUCAUUCAGCUGUUAAAAAUGCAGAAUGCCUUUGAAGUGUCAGCGACUCAGAUGGAAACUCAUAGGAACAUGUCGGUGUCCAGCGGCGACUCGGUCGUGUUUAUUUGCAACAUAUCUGAGAAUGACACUAAGAUAAUCAGCUGGAGCAAUGGCAGAUAUUAUUUUUCAUAUUCCAUCUCAUCGAAUCAGACGUUCUCAAAUUUUUCCUCUGAAGGAGUCAAAAUAGACUAUAAUAUGCCUUCCAAGAUCAGCAUCUCUAGAGCUCAACAUGAUGAUUCAGGACUGUAUACAUGCACUGUAACUGAUGGCGCAGGCUUUCGAAACAUGGCGUGGAAUUUAACUGUAUCUAACAAACAAGAUGUUAAUUUCUCAAGGUAUAUUUUUUUCAUUCUGUCACCUGCCACUGUAUUGCUUUUGUGUUGCAUCAGACUAGUCUUCGGCCUCUACAGGAGGUAUAAUGGAAGUGGAAACCAAAGUUUGGACCUGAACGAAAGCAGAACCUUUACUUGUGUCGUGUAUGAUGUUCGGCCUGGAGGAAAGGUAAUUCCUUCACAAUUUAAAACAACUGCAAUAUGGAGGAUAAUCGCCAAGCCGUGUGGAUCAUCAGAGAAACAACGAGUAGAUUAGAGAUCUCAUGAAAUGGCUCUACUAAAUCUGAGAAGAACAAACUUAAAUAAUCUGUAAUUUAAAAGCAGCAUCCUUAUUUCUCAAGUAAAAUAAUAUUACCUGUACUGUAUUUAAGAAAUAGCACAAUAAUUGAAAUACUUAGGUAUCAAUUUACAAGUUUGUAUCAAACAGCAGGUGAAACAGAAUGAGAAUCCAUUUUAAUUUAUUAGAAGUAAUUUAGCUUCAGAGAGCACAAACAUAUUUUUGUGACAUAUCAUGUUGUAUACUAUACAUAUGUAAUCACAUAUAUAUUAUGCAUAGAGGAAAUGGGCUUGCAAACCAACUGUAAAAUGGAACGGUUCAUAAACAAACGUUUAAAGUAUUAACUAAAAAUAUCAAAUUGUUCCAUCAUUAGACGUUCCAAGACCAUGAGCAGCUAAGUUGGAACUAUAUUGUAAAAUAUAAGGAUUCUGUCUUGUUUUAUAAAAUACUUCAUGGUAGAAAACUACAAAUCUGGCUCUGGAAAGACAAAAAUAUCAACAUGACCAUGACUAAACAUUUACCAUUAGGGUUUAUGGUUCUUUAAACAUUGUUUACUUACCAGUAUUACAUUUGCUUGUUUUUUUUUGUCUUAUUUAUUAUGUUUGAUGGGCCUUUUAACACCAACCUGUUGGUGGGACUGGAUGUGAAUAUUAGCCAUUUGACCAUAAUCUCAUGUAUUAAUUGUUCAUUAACAUGUAUUAACAUCACAGAACUGAACUGAACCUUCAUGUUCUACUGUGUACAAUAUUCUUAAAGUUCACAUAGUUAUUAUGAUGUGUUCCUCCCCGGUUUACUCUGUUAAACAAUCAAUAUAACUUAUUAAAAUGUUGUUAAUCUGA